Trichomycterus rosablanca is the source of this 2743-nucleotide messenger RNA. Its product is annotated as carboxypeptidase Z-like. The transcript has 11 exons. Lineage: Eukaryota; Metazoa; Chordata; Actinopteri; Siluriformes; Trichomycteridae. Gene Ontology annotation, biological process: protein processing; peptide metabolic process. Gene Ontology annotation, molecular function: protein binding; metallocarboxypeptidase activity; zinc ion binding. The record is from RefSeq and is a predicted model, not a curated record.
UACUGAACAUGUUGGUAUCACUUGUGUGGAGUUUCCCGUAUCGAUGUGGAUCUGGCAACUAUUUUCAAGGACCAUGCAUAACUCCUCUGGAGAAAAAACCUGAAUGUUCAGAGAUUAUGUUGUCCUCCUGUGAUCAACUGUCCUACUCCGAGACCAUGUACCCCAACAUUCUAAAACACGAAAGUCGCGCAGAAGUGGAAAUCAGUACAGAGUAUCUACUUCUGAGUGUAAUUGAUUCUCUGUUGAAUGGGGAGUGCACCCUAGAUAUUCAAAUAUUGGGCUGCUCCAUUAUAGCACCGCGCUGCGAGAACCACAAGAUCCUGAGGCCAUGUCGCAGCUCCUGUGAGUCUGUGCACAGAGCAUGUGCCCAUGUGUUUGAGCGCAUUGACAUGGCCUGGCCCUACUUCUUAGACUGUGACCGCUUCUUUGUCAGUGAGGAGGAAGGCUGCUAUGACCCACUGGAAGAUGUAAGAGGUAAUAUUUAAUAAAGAUGUAUGCUUUCCAUAAAGUAUCCCCCAACGAUAAAUCAGUUAAUCUAUCACUCCAAUUCACAAAUGUACAACGUCCUAAAGAAGACAGCUGAGGAAUGCUCCCACAUUUCCAGGACAUACAGCAUUGGACAAAGUGUGGAAAACAGGGAUCUGAUGGUUAUUGAAUUUUCAAGCAACCCUGGAGAACAUGAGCUCUUGGAACCAGAGGUCAAGUACAUUGGGAACAUGCAUGGGAAUGAGGCCAUGGGACGAGAGCUGCUGAUUUACUUGGCUCAGUACCUGUGCUCAGAGUAUCUUCUGGGAAAUGAGAGGAUCCAGACACUUAUCAACACCACACGCAUCCACAUCCUGCCAUCCAUGAACCCUGAUGGCUAUGAAAUAGCAUAUUUUGAUGAUCCAAGACACAGUGGGUACAUAGGUGGACGUAACAAUGCUCAGAAUAUAGACCUUAACAGAAACUUCCCUGACUUGACUUCCAUUUUUUAUAACUGGCGCAGACUCAAGCAAUUUCGCAUUGAUCACAUUCCAAUCCCAGACAUCUACUGGUAUGGUAAGGUUGCUCCAGAGACAUAUGCUGUUAUGAAGUGGAUAAGGUCUAUUCCUUUUGUGCUGUCAGCUAACUUUCAUGGGGGAGAUCUGGUGGUGUCUUAUCCUUAUGACCAUUCACAGCACCAUCUAGGAAAAAACAUGUUUUCUCCCACUCCCGAUGAAAAGAUAUUCAAGCAGUUAUCCAGAACAUAUGCAGACUACCAUGCCACUAUGUCCAGCCAGAAUAACUACGGGUGUGGGGGAAACUUUGUUGAUAAAGGGAGCAUUGUGAAUGGGGCUGAAUGGUACAGCAUAACAGGAGGUAUGGCAGACUUUAAUUACCUCCACACAAACUGUUUUGAGAUAACGGUUGAGCUGGGCUGUGAGAAAUUCCCAGCAGAGGAGAAUCUAUUUACAGGCUGGCAAGAAAAUAAAGAGGCCCUCUUGAGUUUAAUGGAGUCGGUGCACAGAGGAAUUAAAGGUAUAGUAAAAGAUGAGAAUGGACAUGGCAUUAAAGGAGCCACUGUAUCAGUUGUUGGGAUCAGGCGUGACAUUACAACAGCUGAAAAUGGCGAUUAUUGGAGACUGCUGACACCUGGCGUCCACAUUGUAAGUGCCUCAGCAUCAGGCUAUAGCAGAGCCGUGAAGAGGGUCCACCUCCCUGCCCACAUGCAGACACCUGGUAGGGUGGACUUUGUCCUUAAAAAAGUUCCUAAGGAGGCGGACACUGAAAACUUUAACAUCUUGUCCAUUGGCAAUUAUGAACGUUUUGACCCAUAUAACAGAGUGGAACGCUAUUAUACUAAGGAAUCUAGGCAGAGAGACGAGGCAACGCUGAGAAGCCCUAGUGAGAAGCCCUGGUGGUGGUCCUACUUUACCCAGUUUAAUAACCAAAACCCGCUUUGGCUUCUUAGGAAUUAGCUUCAUCUAGUGCUGUGGCAUCACAUUCUGACUCAGAGUGUAUUGUGCAUUUUACUCUUUUCAACAACUAUGUAAAUUUAACUAUGUAAAAAUAGCACACACCUACAGUAUAGUAGGGUGCAACAGCUGGUAAAGUGGUCUUGAAGACUGGGUUUAAACUUUGCCUCUGGUCACUAUCUGCAAGCAGUUUUGCAUGUUUUCCCUGUGUCCAUGUGAGUUUGCUCAGGGUAAUCAAGGUUUCUCACAUCUUUAAAAGCAAGCUAAAUGUUGAAUGGCUGUUCUAAAUUGACCCUUCAUGUAAGUAAGUGAGUUGAAAGUGUAGUGUGUUUUUCUGUGAUGUAAUCAGUCUGAUUUUCAAAAAUGUUUACAUCUUAAUUUAUAAAAUGAUACAUAUAAACCAUACUAGAGGUUUAUAUAAACUCUACAUACAGUGGAUAAGGCCAAACAUAGAGUGAUCUAUAAAGCAAUGUACUUCUAUAUGCAUCUAAACUAGAAAAUACAGUAAUUAAUAUGACUUUAAUAAAAUAUCAUUAAGCAGGCCUUCAUUUUGUUGUGUCUAAAUAUACACUGCAGUAUUAUUGUUACACUAAAAUGUCCAGCAUACGUGAAAAGAGAAUUAAUAACUGAAACUGCUUCUAGCAUCUGAGGUCCUGGCUCCAUCUAGUGAUCUGACACCACCUACACAUCCUAUGUGUGUACUGUGGACAUAAAAUUGUAUGAUACAGCAAUGUAUGGGAACUGGGUUUCUAAGCACAUUCUGCUGUCAAAAACAACCUAUUAAUUCACCAUAUACUCAUCAAUAA